Messenger RNA from Ilex paraguariensis (yerba mate), 2390 nucleotides. NCBI's taxonomy places the organism in Eukaryota, Viridiplantae, Streptophyta, Magnoliopsida, Aquifoliales, Aquifoliaceae. The record is from the annotation of a GenBank genome assembly.
AUGAGCAGGAUUGCUUUAUUCAAGAGGAGAAAGCAAUCGACACCAAAAUAUCCCGCAAGCGUUAAGCAGAAGCUACUUGUAUGUGUCACUCGUUGCUUCAGAGUUCAGACAAUACCUUUUCUUGGACGAAACGCGUGGCUUCUUCCACCAAUACAGUCAACCCUCCGUACCCCACCACCACCGUCCUUACUACCAGUAUACUAUACAACCUACUUUCCCAAAUGCUUUUCUUCGGACCCAAGUUUUCUCUACUCUCGCCAACUAGAUGCAGUAUGUUUAUAUAACAGAGAAACAUCAGAAUUCAGAAGCCAAAGCGAAAAACCCAGAAAUAUGGAAGCUAUGGGUGAGAUUUUGGUAGUACCGUUCUAUGGGCAAGGUCACCUCUUCCCAUGCAUGGAGCUCUGCAAACACUUCUCCUCUCGCAAUUACAGAGCCACCCUCAUCAUCCCUUCCCACCUCUCCUCCUCCAUCCCCUCCUCCCUCCACCACCACCCUCUGGUUCAAGUCAUCGAAAUCGCCGCCUCGUCCCCACCACCAGAGAUGGAAGCUCCACCGCCGGAGACGGUGGCUGGACCCGAACCAGAUUACAGACAUGGACCGGGAGGUCCGGGACACGACCCAUUACACGGUCAUCACCAAGCCCUGGCUCAGGGAAUUAAGUCCUUCCUAUCCACCAGAAACCAAGACCCGGUUCAGAUCCGACCUUCGUGUGCCGUGAUCGACGUAAUGAUGAGUUGGAGCAAAGAAAUAUUCGCAAAAUUUGACAUUCCGGCGGUCUCUUUCUUCACAUCCGGUGCAUGUCCGUCGGCGAUGGAUUACGCGGCCUGGAAGGCUAAAGUAGCUGAUUUGAAACAGGGUGAGAUCCGAAUUCUUCCCGGGUUACCCGAAGGCAUGGCCCUGAGUUUUUCGGAUAUUCAAAGAAGGCCUCGUGGGCCACCACCGAAUGUUAAUGGCAAAGGUGGACCGCACAGACCACCGGGUGGGAUGGGACGUGGCCCACCUGGGCCGAGUGAGCUAGGUGGACCGUUUGGACCACCAGGUGGGAUGAGACGUGGCCCACCUGGACCGGGUGAGCUAGGUGGACCGUUCGGACCACCGGGUGGGAUGAGACGUGGCCCACCUGGACCGGGUGGGCAGCCUAGAUGGGUUGAUGAGGUGGAGGGUUCGAUUGCUUUAUUGAUCAACACAAAUGAAGAUUUUGAGGGUCCAUUUAUCAGUUACUUGGCUAGUCAAGUUGGUAAACCGGUUUGGGGUGUAGGACCCAUGUUACCCGAACAGUAUUGGAAAUCAGCCGGUUCUGUGAUCCAUGAUCGUGAGGUUAGGACGAAUCGCCAAUCAAAUUACACAGAAGAGGAGGUGAUCCAAUGGUUAGAUUCAAAGCCACAAGGGUCCGUGAUCUACGUGUCAUUCGGAAGUGAAGUUGGGCCCACUUUAGAAGAAUAUACCCAAUUAGCAAACGCAUUGGAAGAGAUGAACUGGCCAUUUAUAUGGGUGAUCCAACCCGGUUCAGGAAAAUCCGGUCCACCUCCCUCACUUUUCGGGGCUCAACCCGGUUCAGAUGAUAAAGGAGGAGGUUAUUACCCUCAUGGGUUGGACGGCAAGGUUGGUGAUAGGGGUUUGAUAAUACAUGGAUGGGCACCACAGCUGAUGAUACUGAGUCACCCGUCAACGGGUGGAUUUUUAUCACAUUGUGGGUGGAAUUCAACGGUAGAAGCGAUCGGGCGUGGGGUCCCACUUUUAGCGUGGCCCAUUAGAGGUGACCAAUACUACGUUGCCAAAUUGGUUGUGGGCCAUCUUAAGGUAGGUCACAUGAUAUCAACCGGUGAGGACCCAUCAGCAGUGGUCAAGAAGGACGUGAUAGAGCAAGGGAUUGAGAAGCUGAUGAAUGAUGAGGAGGUUCGGAAGAGAGCUGGUGAACUAAGGGCAAAAUUUGAGUGUGGGUUUCCAGCAAGUUCAGAGGCUGCAUUGGAUGCUUUUAAGGGGUUUAUAAGCCAAAAAAAACAGCUAUGAGCACUUUCCGUGAGAAGUAAUAGGCGCGAGAUCGGUCAGAGCCCUCGUGAUUCUAGCGGUAAAACUUUAUUGGAGUCAUCUCUAAGCUUUAUUGGAGUCAUCUCUGAGCGCUCUACUUUGCCCCGUCCUUUUUUCGGAAACAACAAAAACAGCUAUGAGCACAGAUUGAUGUUGUGUGGUCUUUUGUAUGAGUGAUGAGUUUUUACCCAUUUUUACUUAUUGUGGGUUGGGAAAAAAUGUUACAGAACUUACUAUGAUGAGUGGAUUUUAAUCUAUAUACUGCAGCUUAGACUUGCAGCAAUUCCAUUAUGUUAUGGUUUAUAAGGCUCCCCUUGCAUCGAUGUUCAAUUGAUCUUGUCGCUCGGAUAAUUCGAAUGGGA